AGGAUGUGAAAACCCUAGCCUCCAUUGCGCCGCCAUCAAUCUCACCGUCGCCGCUUGUCGCGCUCAAGAUCGGCACCAGGUUCGUCGUGAUCGUUCGCAAUCCUCAUGGUUCGUCGUUCUCGAGGGCCCUCGAUCAUUCGCCAAUGUUUGCUCUCUUGUCCUGUUUGAAGCGUCCCUGGCGUGUUCAAUCUCGCUGCAUCCCGCGAGUGCUGGAGGGCCGCCACGUGCUCGGCAUCGAUGAAACUGGAAGCGGCAAGACCGCCGCUCUCGCCCUCCCGAUCCUCCACCGCCUGUCGGAGCACCUGUUCGGUGUGUUCGCGUUGGUGGUGACGCCCACUAGGGAACUGGCGUUCCAGCUACCAGAGCAGUUCCGCGCCCUCGGUUCCUGCCUCCACCUCCGCAUUGCAGUGGUUGUCGGCGGCAUGGACAUGCUUCAGCAAACCAAGGAGCUUGCUGCCAGGCCCCACGUCGUUAUUGCCACGCCGGGGAAGAUCAAGGCCUUGCUCGAGAAUCCUGAUAUUCCUCUAGUUUUUGCUAGAACUAAGUUCCUUGUCCUGGAUGAAGUAGAUCGAGUUCUUGAUGUCAGUUUUCAGGAGGAAUUGAAAUUUAUCUUUAAGUGCUUACCAGAAAAUCGGCAAAAUCUGUUCUUUUCUGCAACAACCACAAGUAAUCCAAAGUUGUCUGAGCGUUACCAGGAUAGACUGUAUGUCUACGAGGCAUAUGAAGGCCUGAAAACUGUAGAAACACUUAAGCAACAGGCUAUGUUCAUCCCUAAAAAGGUCAAGGAGGUAUAUUUGAUGCAUAUUUUAUCAAAAAUGGAAGAUAUGGACAUCCAAUCUACCAUUGUAUUUAUCUCUACAUGCAGGUAUCUCUCUUAA
Arachis ipaensis is the source of this 878-nucleotide messenger RNA. The record is from RefSeq and is a predicted model, not a curated record. NCBI's taxonomy places the organism in Eukaryota, Viridiplantae, Streptophyta, Magnoliopsida, Fabales, Fabaceae.